AUGCAGCAUCAGAAACUCUCAAAGAAGUCCGCCAAUACCUGCGCCGAAUGCCGGUCACGCAAAGUGAAAUGCGAUGGCCUGCGCGACGUGUGCAGUCCAUGUUCGCGACUGAACAUUAGCUGCUCUUUCCAGAGAGGUGACGGCGAUGCAGAAGCAGCUCCCGAGCGCCGUCGGGCUCGAUUGGCCUGCGAAGCUUGCCACUCGCUCAAGGCGCGCUGUACAGGCGAACUCCCCGAAUGCAAAAGAUGCCGUCUCAGAGGCGUCGACUGCAUCUAUCCAGCGUCGAAGCGAGCCUCAGCCCGGCCAGGCUCGCGAUCCAAGGGUCGGAUGUCCAUGCUAAGUCCUGACGAGUCCGCCGAGACUGAUAUGAGGAGCCGGUCGCAAAGCACCUACGCCGGAUCGACCCCAGCGGCACCCAGAGUGUACGAUGUUUCGGCGUCUUCGCUUGAUGACGGUCUGGUUAUGCGCAUGUUUGAAGCGUUCUUCCAGCACAUUCACCCCAUACCCUUGUACUCCUUCUUCCACAAGGCAUCCCUGAUACAAGCAUUCGAAGCAGACUUGCUACAGUCAGGUCUUGUCUUAUCCAUCAUUGGCAUGACGUGCCAGCUUCUUGACAUGGGUCCAGGCAUGAAAGACUAUGGAACUCAAUGUCUCCGUGAGGCCGAGAAGCUGGUCAUGGAAGAUAUUGGCAAACCAUCACUCGUUAAGAUCCAGGUCCUGAUCCUACUUGUCCGACAUCAUGCCCAGCAGCGCAGAUUCAGCAACGCCUUUGUACUUCUGGCGCUCGCAUCGCGAUUCGCAUACGCUCUCCGUCUGAACAGGGAGUCUCCAAAUCUCUGCUUCUUGGCACAAGAGUCACGCCGGAGAAUGAUGUGGUCUUUAUUCAUCAUCGACACCACCCUGGCAGGUGGCAUCCGAGAACUGGUAUUGUCACCAACUAGUUCUCUGCAUAUACAACUUCCCUGCCAGGAGCGUAAUUUCGAGUUCGAUCUCGCCCAAGAAACCGAGCCACUGCAGCCGAAGCCACAGGCACCUUUGUCCGACAGCGUUGGCUCUCUUGGCAUGUACGUGAGAGUCUUGUGGCUCCGGCAUCGAAUCUUGGAGACAACCAAAGAAGCAGCAAUGUAUGGUACGGAGCUCGAUCAACUGCAGACCAGGAUGGCAAGCUUGGCUGCAGAACUUGAUGCGUUUGAGGCAUCGCUGCCUCUAUCCUUCCGGCUCUCGGAGAAGAACAUUCAAUUGCGUGCCUACAGUCCCCGGUUGUGCCCAUAUCUACUGGUCCACAUCUGGUGGCUGCAGUCCUAUUGCGACCUCUAUCGCAUCGUUUUGUCUGGUCUCGAAGGGGCAUUGAGUCCGGAGCAGUCGCAGCUUCUCGACCCAGGUUUCGUCACCGAGUGCCGUCGACGGUGCUUUAAUAACGCAAAAGCACUCUCAGGCAUCUUCCGAACUUUCAGAGCACUGAAGAAUGGUUGUCCAGUCAUGGAACUUGAAGUCUUUGCCUGCGCAUAUCAAUGUGCAAGGAUCAUAUUUUACUUCUACCACAACUCGGGAGCGGCUUUGGAGUUAUCGGCUGACGUAGCACAAGAGCUUGCACAACAGUGUCUCAGUGCAAUGGAGACCGUACCCGUCAGUUGUGCAGCAAGUGAUGGAUUAAAAGCAGACCUGGUAGCAUUGCUCGACCGCGGGCAUCACGGUGAACCUCCGACCACUGGUACGAGGAGACGCAUCGGAACUCGGAGCGGCGGCCCAUCCCGAAAACAUCGAGCUUCUGUUCAUAAGAGUCUUGCCAGACAGGGCGAAGGAAUCGACCCUGACCACAUCGACUCUGUCAUAGCGCCCGAGGUUCAGGCAGCGCCAGUAUCUGGGACAGCCUCGCGCGCUAACAAUACAGCCAAAAAUGAACAUGAAGGGUCGCCUGCGGAAGACUUUUCAAUCAGUAAUGCUUUCCAAGGAGCCUUUGAUGGCCUGGAUCUUGCUUCUGAUCCCAUGACUUCCGACCCAUUCGGCUGGCUUAUUGGAGAAGGAGUCACAGCCGAGCACCUGGCUUGGAACGGCUAG
Messenger RNA from Cyphellophora europaea CBS 101466, 2058 nucleotides. RefSeq lists its product as uncharacterized. Gene Ontology annotation, biological process: DNA-templated transcription; regulation of DNA-templated transcription. Lineage: Eukaryota; Fungi; Ascomycota; Eurotiomycetes; Chaetothyriales; Cyphellophoraceae. The coding region runs from base 1 to 2058 and encodes 685 amino acids. The transcript has a single exon. Gene Ontology annotation, cellular component: nucleus. Gene Ontology annotation, molecular function: zinc ion binding; DNA-binding transcription factor activity, RNA polymerase II-specific; DNA binding. The record is from RefSeq and is a predicted model, not a curated record.